Messenger RNA from Cheilinus undulatus (humphead wrasse), 2270 nucleotides. RefSeq names its product transmembrane protein with EGF-like and two follistatin-like domains 2a (gene tmeff2a). Gene Ontology annotation, molecular function: protein binding. The transcript has 10 exons. The coding region runs from base 636 to 1766 and encodes 376 amino acids. NCBI's taxonomy places the organism in Eukaryota, Metazoa, Chordata, Actinopteri, Labriformes, Labridae. The record is from RefSeq and is a predicted model, not a curated record.
UCCUCCUUCUCCUCCUCCUCCCUUCGCAUCACACUACACGUGAUCAUAAGCAAGGUAGACUGAGAGAGAGAGAGAGAGAGAGAGGGAGCGAGUCGCUGCGACUCAGAGCGCACAGCACUCACGGAGUGAACGGGAGGACUGCUCCGCUCGUGCAGGGUGAGCUGCCUGUUUCAUCCGUGGAUUCUAUUACACAACAACCAGACAUUGUCCGUGGGAUACUCUCGCUGCAUCAUCUCACUUUCACAGUUUUUAUUAUCUCUUUUUGUACCACCUUCCCCUCUUUAUUUUUCUAUCCCAUCCGUCCUCCCUUCUCUUCAUCUUCGAGCAUCCUCCCCUUCCUUCUCGCAAGUCUUCCUGGCUAACUUUUCCAUCCCACACAGCCUCCUCCAUCGCUCACCAACCCCUUCGACAGACCCUUCCUUGUCUUCCCUCUCCCUCUUUGGAUCGGGCGGAACCCAUUUGGUCAGUGUUCACGAGGGGGCAUUGCUUUGCUACAUGGGGCGCACGGUCUCGCUCGGAAAAUGGUCUGCUGUCGGUCUCUAGGCGCCCCGCUGAACCAGCUGGGGUUGGAGUUGCCGGUGCGCGUCUGCGUCUCUUUUCCACCUCGCCUGUGCUGCUGUCGGGGCCAGUGAGAUAUGGGUGUCUCUGAGGCACCAAUCGAGGAGCCCCGACGGCUGCGCCAGUGGAGCGGGACGGCGGGAAGCUGGCUCCGGAUCACCCUUGUUUCGUUUCUCGCUACUUUACCUGUGGAGCAACUGCGCGCCUUUCCGUCCUCCCUCAGCGACUGCCAGACGCCGACCGGCUGGAACUGCUCUGGUUAUGAUGACCGGGACACAGACCUGUUUCUGUGCGACACCAACACAUGCAAGUUCGAUGGGGAGUGUCUAAGAAUUGGGAACAUGGUGACUUGCAUUUGCGACUUCAAGUGCAACAACGACUAUGCCCCAGUGUGCGGCUCCAACAAUCAGAACUACCAGAACGAGUGCUUCCUGCGCAGGGACGCCUGCAAGCAGCAGUCUGAAAUACUUAUCGUGUCAGAGGGAGCCUGUCCUGCUGAUGCCGGCUCAGGAUCAGGAGACGAUGGAGGAGAAGGCUCAGCAGAGGCAGGGCAGAAGGAAACGUCCACCUGCGAUAUCUGCCAGUUUGGAGCUGAGUGCGAUGUGGAUGCAGAGGAUGUUUGGUGUGUCUGCAACAUCGACUGUUCCCACAUCAGCUUCAACCCGGUGUGUGCCUCAGACGGUCGCUCCUAUGACAACCCCUGCCAGGUGAAGGAGGAGUCCUGUCAGAAGCAGGAACGCAUCGAGGUCAAGUACCUGGGCCACUGCCAAGGAACCGGGAACAAAGGCGAAGAUGGACACUUUGCACGCACUGACCUCACAGUAGAGGAAAAAGACGAUCCAAGGAACGGGCUGGCGCGCGGCCUGUACAUCCCCUGUCCGGAUCACUACAAAAACUACUGCGUGCACGGAGACUGUCAGUUCCCCAGCGCUCUGGCCCAGCCCUCCUGCAGCUGUCACUCGGGAUUCAGAGGCCCCCAGUGUGACAUCAAAGAGUACAACGUGCUCUAUGUGGUGCCCGGCUCUGGCAAACUGCACUACGUCCUCAUCGCCUCGAUCAUCGGAGCCCUCCAGGUGGUCAUCAUCUGUGUGGUGGUGCUCUGCAUUACCAGGAAGUGCCCACGGACCAACAGGAUCAACCGGCAGAAGCAGAACAAUGUCCACUUCAGUUCAGAAAACACGAUGCGCGCCUCUACUCGACUUAUCUGAGCCCAGACACCCCGGACGGAGACGUCCUCCAUGUUACGGAGCGCCGUGGUGUUAAAUGUUCCCCUCUGUAGGCCAAACUCCCGACAAUUAGGAUAUGCUUACCCUCACUCCUCGCCCCCCCUUCUCUCCCAGUAUGAACUACAACGCCCAGGGAGGACGGUGGCAGAGCAAAGACUGAACUGGUGCACCAGUCAGUGAUGGACUCACACGUGGGGGACACGUGGUCAUCGGCUGCCCGACGCCGCCAAACCCCCCCCCCCGACUGCCGUGUGUCUCCUAGCACCUUGUCACGUCCGCCAGGGAUUUUCCUGAAAACUGAACCAUGAGGUGUUGGGGGGGCAUUAAGGAUACAGAAUGUGAGUGAAUGAGUGUGUGUGAAUGAGUAUUAGAUGUGUGAGCUUUGGUAGAGGAGGGCUAGCCGGUGUCUAUCGUUUGUAGAUGAAGGGGAUAAAGCAAAAAUCGGGAUAGUGCAAAGCAGGGUAUUGGCUUUAAAUGAGGUGUGUG